Molecule: messenger RNA, 2982 nt
Organism: Corticium candelabrum
Lineage: Eukaryota; Metazoa; Porifera; Homoscleromorpha; Homosclerophorida; Plakinidae
Product: cilia- and flagella-associated protein 251-like
Exons: 29
Coding region: 3-2819 (938 amino acids)
Cellular component (GO): motile cilium
Molecular function (GO): protein binding
Source: RefSeq, a predicted model, not a curated record
ACAUGGCAACUGCCAACGACAGCGUUUCCACGGACGUAGAGAUAACGAACACAUCGGGUUUACAUCACACACAAUCAGCUGUAGCUACAGCUCAAAGUGGAGCCUCUUUGGGGUUGACACAUCAUGAAGAAGAAGGACGAACAUCCGCUCUUAAACUAACGUGGACAUUUGGGCUAAACAAAUCUGUUGCCGUUCACAACAUAUCAGACAGCAACAGGAAGAUGAUCUUUUAUGUAGCAGCUCAUACUGGAAUUCUAUAUGAUUACACAGAAAACAGAGAAAGUCUUUUGCAGGGACAUAGCAGCAUUAUCACUUGUACGUGCGUCAGUGGCAACAAACGAUGGCUGGCUACAGCAGACCAAGGCAAUGACUCGAUGGUUAUCAUUUGGGACUCUUACACAGGUAUUCCUGUUCAGACAUUGUUUUCACCUCAUCAUGGAGGAGUAGCAGCGAUGACAAUGGCUCGUGAUGCAAAACUGUUAGCUACUAUUGGAGCAGUCUUUCCUCAAGCAUUGUCUGUUUGGGACUGGUUGUCUAGUGAUCAGCCUCUCUACACUGUGGUUGUUAGUCCAGAUUAUGGUCUACAAAUGCAUGUGUCAUUUUGUGAUGACGACAAUCAUCUUUUAAUAUCAAACAGCACUCAUCAAGUCAUCUUUUAUUCAUCAGAGUCUGGCAGUUUGCAAUACUGUGCUCCUGUGUUGGAUGAUAAGACAUUCAACAAAGUUGUUGGUACAUUCUCUCAAUCUGUCUUCGUUCCUUCUACAACACGAGCAAUGACAGCAACCAGCAUUGGAAAUGUAGUAGUAUGGGACCAUGCUCGACCAGAAGGACCUGGUGCUCCUGCAGUGACUGGAAAUCCAAUGAUGAAGAGACCACUGAAGAUGAUUCAUCUUCAACAGUCAUCUAUUACUGUUAUGACUCUCAUUGAUGACAAUGUUGUUACCGGUGACUCUGAUGGUCAUGUGAAAUUUUAUGAUGGCAAAAUGCGUCUGAAGAAUUGGUGGGAUGACUUGAACUCUGGACCGGUAGCUGCUAUAUCAUUUGCAUGCAGUACUAAAUCUGACAUUUUGGAUGGAUCUAAUUAUCCCAGUAGUGCUACAAUCAAAGCCAAGCCAUUUGUUACUCCAGACUUUACUGUUGCCACAAGUGAUGCCACGAUUCUCAAUGUAACAGUGGAUGGAAACAAGAAACAUCUUAUUCACCAUGAACACUCUAGAGAUAUUCAUGCCCUUGCAGCGUAUCCUUUCAAGCCGUGGUUAUUGAUUGGAAGCUAUUCUGGUUUACUCAAACUGUGGGAUUAUGACAAAAAAGUUGUUCUGGCAACAAGGCAGUUUGAAAAGCAUCAGUGUGUUCAAUGUGUUACAUUUGACCAGAAGGGAAAGUUUGUUGCUGUUGGGUUCACCAAUGGAACACUUCAAGUUGUGAACUUUCUUACAUUGGAAGAUGAAUGUCUUCCUUUUAAAUUUUCUAGAGACUGCAUUACCCAUGUCUCAUUUUCCUAUGAUUGCAAGUAUCUUGCUACAGCUGACAUUGAUUUAUGUGUGACUGUAUUUAAGGCCACUUCAGAUCAAGACCAACCACCUUAUCAAUAUGUUGGCAAACAUAGGGCUCAUUACAAGCAAAUUCGAGGAAUUCUGUUUGGCAAUUCACUUGACACAGAUGAACCAAUACUGAUGUCGGUUGGAGAAGACAGGCUGCUGGUCGUGUAUGAUCUCGUCAAUAGUUCUGAGAACGAUCUUCGUUUAUUGAGUUCUGAUCGAAUCGAGCAGAGUGCUGUGUCUAACUGUAUUGAUUGGUAUCCAUCAGUGACAAAAGAGACAUUUCUUGUGACAGCAAACAACCAGUUUAAGUUCAAACUUUACAAUUCUACUACAAAGAUGUGUCGAAAGACAGUCUUGGCACCCACUUACAGCACACCUAUACAAAGAAUGGCAGUAUUGCCUUCAACUAAGAAGGAAAUUCCAGGGGAAGAAACUAGGAGAUAUCUCAUGUUCAUAACAAAGAACCAGGUUGGUUUGUGUCUCAUUCCAUUAGAUGGAAAUCCAUUUGGCAAUAUGGCACUGACUGCUCAUCCUGGACAGGUGACAAAUGUUGUCCACUCACAUGAUGGAAAGAUUUUGUUUACGUGUGGUGGCUCUGAUGCUGCUGUGAAUAUGUGGAUUGUCAAUACUGAUGCUCUUGAGGCAGGAGCUCUUCUUGGUGGUGAAGGUUUGGUUCCUUUUUAUAGUCUUUUGGAUGGAGGACAAGAUGGAGAGCUUUUUGCUGAAAUGGAGGACUAUUUCUAUUAUGCACAACUGAGACAUCAAGGUAUUGACAGCAUGGAAACGAGACAAGUGUCUGAUAAAGUCCCAUUGGAAGAAGUUCCAAAUAUCAUGAGAGCACUUGGCUUUUUUCCGUCUGAGCAAGAGAUAGAGGACAUGCAGAACGAGGUGAAGUUUAGUCGAUAUGUAUCAACAGGGCAAUACACGACUGAACUAGAUCUUGGGGAUAUAAUUCAACUGUAUGUCAAUCACCGUCCUACAUUUGGUGUUAACUUUACACGAUUACAUCAAGCAUUUGAUGUACUCGGUCAGAGAAAGGCGGAUACUCUGGUACUGGAUCGUGGGCGUUUGUUAAAUUUGCUACAAAGUAAAGGGGAACACAUAACUGAAGCAGAGUUAGCUGACUGUUUAGGCGCAUUGCUUGGCUACACUGCAGAUGGUGUUGAUGUUGAACCACCAGAAGCAGUCGUACAGUUGGAAGAACAACUGCCAGAAGAUAUAACAACACAACUAUUUGCAGAGAAUGUGCUAGGAUUUCCAUGUUCAUCUUUAACAUAGUCUGAGGUUGAUGUUUCAAGAAAUUGAACAUAGUAAAUUGCAGGAGGAACUAGAGUAGGUAUAGGCACACAAACAUGGAUGGUAAUAUAGGUAUACUUGUGAUCUAUUGUUUCUUCAUGGCUGCUAGGCACUUUUUACCAUUAUACUGUAAACUAGGAAGGUA